AUGCAGUUCAAGGUCGCCCUCGUCUCCCUUUUCGCCGCCAUGGCCAUCGCUGCCCCCGGGCUCGAGAAGAGGUGCACCGCUGACGGCGGCUCCUGCACCCAGCUGUCGCAGUGCUGCAGCGGGAACUGCGAGUACGACUCCUCCAUCGGCCUCGUCUGCAAGCCGGCGGCGAAGAUGAUGGAGAAGAGGUGCACCGCCAACGGAGGUUCUUGCACUCAGUUGAGCCAGUGCUGCAGCGGCAACUGCGAGUACGACUCUUCCAUCGGCCUUGUCUGCAAGGCUUAG
This is a messenger RNA of Diplodia corticola, 285 nucleotides long. Its product is annotated as o-superfamily protein. The transcript is spliced from 3 exons. The coding region runs from base 1 to 285 and encodes 94 amino acids. NCBI's taxonomy places the organism in Eukaryota, Fungi, Ascomycota, Dothideomycetes, Botryosphaeriales, Botryosphaeriaceae. The record is from RefSeq and is a predicted model, not a curated record.